This is a messenger RNA of Trichoplax adhaerens, 372 nucleotides long. RefSeq lists its product as uncharacterized. Bases 1 to 372 code for a protein of 123 amino acids. The transcript has 2 exons. Lineage: Eukaryota; Metazoa; Placozoa; Uniplacotomia; Trichoplacea; Trichoplacidae. The record is from RefSeq and is a predicted model, not a curated record. Gene Ontology annotation, cellular component: endosome; trans-Golgi network. Gene Ontology annotation, biological process: retrograde transport, endosome to Golgi; phospholipid translocation.
AUGAUUCCGAUUACUAGCGAUAAUAUCCUCAAAUUAAUUACUUUUGGUGCUUCUACUGCUAUGGUAUUUGGUGGUAUAGUGCCUUAUAUACCUCAAUAUUUAGAUAUUUUACAAACAAAGAAUGCAGAUGGCUUCUCAAUCCAUGUAUGUUUGGCAUUACUGCUGGCUAAUACACUCCGCAUAUUUUUCUGGAUUGGCCAUCCAUUUGAAAUGCCUUUAUUACUACAAAGUUUUGUCAUGAACAUUGCCAUGCUAGUUAUGUUGCAAUUAUGUGUCAAAACUAGAGCUCUUUCCGAAAUUAUUAUCAAACCCAAAAGUAUUUUUGGUACGUAUAAUGGCCAAACUCCUGAAAUAUUUGUAUUUAUUAUGUGA